CUGGCAACACUGACACAACACAAUUUCGUUUGUGCCGCUGAUAUAUGAUGAAUAGUAACGACGCUUUCAAGUUAAUCAUUUAUUUUAUUUGAUAUUUUCACGUAUAACUUAGUGAUAGUUAAGUGAUAAAAAUAAUUUAGUGUGGAUUGCUUACGGGCUACGUGUAAAUCAUGAGUCAGAUAGUAACGCGUAAGGGGCCGAAGGGGGAAGAUAAAGAAAAGAGACAGACAGACAGUCCAGUUAAAGAAAUGAAAAAGAAAAUAGCAGCCAACGCUGAAAAAGAGAAACAGGCAGCGGAGAAGAAUGCAGAGAAAUCCGUCCAAAGCGACAAAAAGGCUGAGAAAUCUACGGAAAAGGUAGCGGAGAAACCUAGCGAGAGAAAGGAGAAAUCUGAGAAAGGCUUAGACAAGAGUAUAGAUAAAAAAGAUAAGGCAGAAAAGAGCGCUGAAAAAAACGAAAGUACUUCUGAUAAAAAAGACACUACAAUAGAUAAAACUACAGACAAAAAAGAAAAACUAUCAGAUAAAACAACAGAAAAAAAGGAAAAAUCAUCAGAUAAAACUACAGAUAAAAAGGAAAAACAAUCAGAUAAGAAGGACGCCGCCACAGAAAAGGCAACCGAUAGCAAAGAAAAGAAUGGAAAGAUGGAAUUGUCCGAGGAAAAGGCAAAGAAACCGGAGACGAAAGCGAAGGAAAACGGCGCUGCAACGAACGGCGAACAGAAUGGUGACACGGUGAGUUCGGAGGACGAGCUCCAGGAGUCGGACGUGGAGCGGGACGAGAUGUUCCCGGAGCUGGCGUACGAGGACUCGGACGGGGAGACCUUCGAGCCCCCCACGCCCGAGGGGCUGCCCAGCCGCAGCUACACGCGCCGCUCGCAGGUGAAGGCGGCGCGCACGCCGGAGACGCCGCGCCCCGCCUCCGACCGCAACGGCGACCGCGACUACGUGCCCGACGAUUCGAAGCUGCUGAAAUUGAAGGACGACGCGCUAUCAACGGACCGCAAGCUCCGUUCAGCGGAUUCGCCGAAACCUCAGGAUAAAAAAAUUGAAAAGGUUCAGGAAGGGAAGAAGUCGGAAUCUCCCAAGAAGGAUUCUCUUAAAGCAGUCCAGGAGGAGCCGAGCAAGCCAGAUGAGAAGGAUAAAAAUGCAACUGAUGUCGAAAUCGAAGUCGUCGUUGAAAUUGAAAAUGAAGACGAGCGUGCGGAGGGCGGCGCAGACGAGCGGCGCGUGAAGGCCGACACCAACUUCUCCAAGUCGCGCGUCAAGGUGUCGCCCUACCGCCGCGCGCGCGAGCCCGCCGACGUGUCGCUGCUGGCCAACUACACCGGCAAUAACACGACGAUGGAGAUGGACAUCACGGAGUCGUCGCUGGACGCGCCCGAGAGCCCGUACCUGAGCGGCCUGCGGACCAUCCGCGCCCGGCGCUCCUACCGCGUGCUGCAGGAGGUGUCGCUGCGGAGCGCCUGCAGGCCCUCGCGCAACGAGCUCGCCGGUAGCGGCGCGCCCCCGGCGGAGCAGCCGAGCCGGCCCACGGGCACGGUGGUGGGGCGCAAGCGGCGGCCCGAGGCGGAGGCCGAGGCGGCCCGCGGCAAGCGCCCGCGCCUGCUGGAGCGCCUCGCGCGCCCCUUCCGCGCCGCGCCGCCGCCCGCGCGCCGCGCCGCCGAGAUCGUGGGCAUCAACACGGACCUCCCGCUGAGCGCGCCGGUCGCGUCGGCGGACGCCUUCGACCCGGAGGCCAUCAAGCCGCAGCCCGCCGGCGCGCCCCUCCCCGCCGACGCGCCCCUCCCCUCUCCCGCGAGCGACAGGGACGGGAAGAGAUGUAUUGUGAUGUAAGUGAUUGUAUAUACGAUACUGUUUGUGACAAAUGUAAAUUGACUUAAACAGAGAGACGAUUAAGGAGGACUAUUUUUUAUCGCCUCGAGCUGAACUCUCAAACCAGUCGGGCCCUUUUGGGCGGCGCUUAGCAAAUGAACUCGAUGCUCUCCGAACCAAAGUGACAUUUUUUUAAAUCAAAAUAUGUUUAAAAAAUUACGAGGGCUAGUGUAAUUUAAAAAAGAAAAAUAGUUUACAAGAAAAUUUCCAAAAAAAGUUGGAAAUUGCUGGUCUAAAUAUUACACCAGUGAACAGUUCUAUACUCUAUCGAAGAUGAGUUUUUAUUUUUUUUUAAUUCAGUCGAUUUAAUUUUCUUCAUUCAACUAAAAUCUUUAAAGAAAAUCUUAUCGAAUACUUCGUCCCCAUGAUUUUUGAAUAGUCGGUCUGUGACAGUUCUUUGUUCUCGAACGCAAUUAAAAAAAAAAUAUUCUUCUGUUUCUUGUGUAAAUAAUUUUGGAUUUACAAAAUCAAUUUAUAAGUUUGUUUACAUUGUGUACAAUUAGUAUCGUCGUUGGACUGUUAUUAAACAUUAGAAUUAUCGUGAAGCCUUCUCGUAGUACAAAUAUUGUACUUUAGAAAUUCGUGUCUCGAAAUACUUUUUUUUGUUUUUUGUUACGUGACGUCGUUGAUACGUGAAAUUGGAUGAUUCGAAGAAAAGAAUAUUUUACUUUUCUCUAUAUCUGUAAUGUUACUUGUUUGUACAAAGUGAUUGAUAAGUGACUUUGGUUCUUCUUUUUGUACAUACGAUACAACAAAUAUGGAUUAAUUGUCUUCGAAAAACUCUUUAAAUAAUAAUGUACUAAUUUUCAUUUGAAGAUUGUUUCAAUUUCACGAUAGAACAACGACAUCUUAGUAAAGUUGUUACGUAGAAGAAUUUUUAUAUCGUGGAUAUUAUUAAAAAGAAAAGACAAAAUUUAUUCGAGAAGAUUCCUUUGAAAUGCGCGUACUUUGAUAUAAAUAACAUUAUUAUGGUAUCUAAUAAAUAUUUAUAUGGUGUUUACUGUGACUGCCCGUCUCGACUUUGUUUGGGUAAAAUUCCUCCCAUUUUCCUCCCAUUUAAUGUUGAACUUGGAAAAAAAAGUCUUGGCGAAUAGUGGGUAUUUGGUUCGAACGUACGUGUCUAACGUUUGAGGGGAUCGUUUCAGACGUUAUAUGCAAAAUGUUAUUUGUAUUAUAAAGUGCUCGCAUUUUCCCCAGUCUCAAAUGUAUUCGAUAUUAUGUAUAUUUAAAAUGCGAAGCGGUCAAUAAAUUAUCAUAAGUUUUUUAAAGCGGAUCAGAAGUAUUUCAAAUGUAUGUCGGUAUUACUCGUUAUAGCCACACUAUUCAAUUCAAUUUGAUAUUAAUUUAAAACAAUGUUUUUUUUUAAUGAGUUAGAUUCUUUUCAGAACUUAUCUACGAACAAUAAAAAGUUUCAAUAAUAGUAGGUACUAUUCUGUUGAACACAAUCUCUACCCGGAACUUAUUUGUUUAGUAAAAAUAUAUAUUAC
Vanessa atalanta (red admiral) is the source of this 3361-nucleotide messenger RNA. Its product is annotated as methyl-CpG-binding domain-containing protein 10-like. NCBI's taxonomy places the organism in Eukaryota, Metazoa, Arthropoda, Insecta, Lepidoptera, Nymphalidae. The transcript is spliced from 10 exons. The record is from RefSeq and is a predicted model, not a curated record. The coding region runs from base 171 to 1835 and encodes 554 amino acids.